AUGGGCUUUUCAUGUAUGGCUUCAAAGGGCAGCAGUCCUACUAAGCACACAGCUUACUCUGCUACCAUUCCUCUCCCACAGGGGAAGGUCCAGGCAGCUAUGCAGGAAGAGAGGGCAAAUCAGAAAAGAUAUGAUGAGUGGGAAGAUGACCUUCGAAAGGAGAGAACUUUCCGGAAGUGCAAAGUAAGUAGUGAUGAAGACAGAGUUCAGAUGGAGUUUAAAGGACUUCAGGAAUUCCUGGACUCCAAGGAGAAGAAUGAGCUGCAGAAGCUGAAGCAGGAGGAGGAAGACAUUAUGAACAGCCUGGCACGGUCUCAAAGGAAGCUGGUGAAGCAGAGGAGGUCAGUGAGAGCCCUCAUCUCAGCUCUGGAGCAUCAGUUGCAGUGCCCAGCCAUGGAAAUGCUGCAGGGUGGGAAUUCUGUCCUAACAAGGAGUCAGACCUUAAGACUGAAACGGCCUGAUAUGGUCCCAGGAAAACAGAGAAUGAUCUUUCGAACUCCAGAUCUGAAAGGCAUGCUGCAAGUGUUUCAAGGGCUCAUGGAUGCUCAAAAAUACUGGGUUCAUGUGACCCUGUAUCAAGGCCACAAUAAAAACGUUGUCAUUAAUGAGGACAAAAAAGAAAUACAACACGGAAAUGGUUUUAGAAGAAAUUUGCAAAUUUCUGAGACCUAUGAUUUUGGUGUCCUGGGAUAUCCACCGUUCUACUCAGGGAAACAUUACUGGGAAGUGGAUGUGUCUAGAAAUGAUGCCUGGCUCCUGGGAUUAAAUGAUGGAGAACGUGCUCAACCCCAACUUUGUGCAGGGAAUGAAAAUGGCAUCAAAGUCCAAUAUAAUCCUGAUGCUAAACAACAUGUAAAUUAUCAGCCUAAAUAUGGCUACUGGGUUAUAGGGAUGAAGAAUGGGUCUGUAUAUAAUGCCUUUCAAGAGUGUUCUGUCACUCACAAUGCCAGUGUCUUGGUCCUUUCUCUGACUGGUCGUCCCAGUCGCAUUGGAGUUUUCCUGGACAGAGAAGCUUGUACUCUCUCAUUUUAUGAUGUUUCCAACCAUGGAGUUCUCAUCUAUAGAUUCUAUGAACCUUCCUUCCCUGAUGAAGUUUAUCCAUACUUUAAUCCUAUGUCAUGUUCAGAGCCAAUGACAGUAUGUGGGCCACCCUCCUAAACCCUCACCCAUAUCUGCACAGUGCCCCGUGUCUGAUAUACCUCAUAUGCCUGAGCUCCCUGGCAUCAUCAUGACUGUUUCUGCCUUUGCCCUUUCCUUGUUAAUAAACUUCAGUUCUCAAUACAAA
Molecule: messenger RNA, 1285 nt
Organism: Peromyscus leucopus (white-footed mouse)
Lineage: Eukaryota; Metazoa; Chordata; Mammalia; Rodentia; Cricetidae
Product: tripartite motif-containing protein 30A-like
Exons: 7
Coding region: 1-1158 (385 amino acids)
Molecular function (GO): protein binding
Source: RefSeq, a predicted model, not a curated record